Messenger RNA from Drosophila albomicans, 494 nucleotides. It is a transcript of the gene Cpr65Ea, whose product is annotated as larval cuticle protein III/IV. Gene Ontology annotation, molecular function: structural constituent of chitin-based larval cuticle. The coding region runs from base 28 to 417 and encodes 129 amino acids. Lineage: Eukaryota; Metazoa; Arthropoda; Insecta; Diptera; Drosophilidae. Gene Ontology annotation, cellular component: chitin-based extracellular matrix. The record is from RefSeq and is a predicted model, not a curated record. The transcript is spliced from 2 exons.
AAGACAACAUUACCAAUCACCAUCAACAUGUUCAAGCUGCUCCUGAUUGCUGCACCUCUUUUGGCUUGCGUCCUCGCUGCUCCUCCCCUAGGAUCCGAUGCUGUCAUUGAGAAGUUCGUUUCCGCAUCGGAUGAGAAUGGAUAUGGCUUCCAAUAUGCGCUAAGCGAUGGCUCCCACUUCUCCGAGGAGGGACAAGGCGGCAACUAUGCCCAUGGCACCUUCGGUUACAUUUCCCCUGAGGGCAUUCCCUUCGCUCUCACUUACACCGCCGACGCCACCGGCUAUCAUCCUCAGUCCGAUGCUCUGCCCACUCCUCCCCCAAUCCCAGAGGCCAUUCUGAGGAGCAUCCGUUACAUUGAGGAGCAUCCCACACCUGAGGAGCUGGCUGAUCGUGAGGUGCGCAAAACUCAGCUUUAAGCGUAUCAUUGUUGCUCAUUAGUCGUAGGCUUUAUUUAGUGUAUAAAAUAAUUAAUUCAUUUCAUGUUUACAUACAA